Andrographis paniculata is the source of this 1808-nucleotide messenger RNA. RefSeq lists its product as uncharacterized. Lineage: Eukaryota; Viridiplantae; Streptophyta; Magnoliopsida; Lamiales; Acanthaceae. Gene Ontology annotation, molecular function: catalytic activity. Bases 201 to 1451 code for a protein of 416 amino acids. Gene Ontology annotation, biological process: GPI anchor biosynthetic process. The record is from RefSeq and is a predicted model, not a curated record. The transcript is spliced from 6 exons. Gene Ontology annotation, cellular component: endoplasmic reticulum.
CACAUUUGUAUGUUAGAUUUUCAAGACUCCGACUGAUUCCUCAAGUUUUUAACAAUCGGUAUAAUUUUUUCCUUCAGUUGCUGGUUGUUUCCAAGGGAUGAACUAACAUGUUUGUCUGUAGUUGAAGAUGUCAAAGUGGUAGAAAGUAGCUGCUGCUGCGUCAGUUAUGGAGAAAAAAAUGGAGCUUGAUUGACUAUCGCAUGACAGCAACCAUUGUUGAGUUGAGUAGCAGGAGAUUUCAACGCCUCUGCUCGACGCUUCGCAGUCUCCUAUGGCAGCGCCCGAAGCGUAAACUCGUGAUCCGGAGACUGCAACGAAAGCAGACUACAGUUCGCCAAGCUAUUCCUAUCCGCAUUGCCUCUUUCAACGCGGCAUUAUUUUCGCUCGCGCCGGCGGUUCCGAAGGAUGGAUCGGUUACUCCACUUUCCGGUGUAUCCAGUAAGCCGAAGCCGAAAGUGUCGAUCAACUUGCCGGAGAACGAGAUCUCGUUGGCGCAGAAUAAGCAGGUGAGUGCGUCUGACGAUUCGUUGUUUAGUUUCAGCAGCAGUAAUAAGGUAUUGGCUAUGAAUCCGAUGAGGUCGCCCCUGUGCUUUCCGGCGAACUGGUUUGGCGACGGCGGAAGAAGCAUUCUGGACGUGCUGAAGGAGGUGGACGCCGAUGUUUUGGCUUUGCAGGAUGUGAAGGCGGAGGAGGAGAAGGAUAUGAAACCACUGUCGGAGGUGGCGGCGGCGUUGGGGAUGGAGUUUGUGUUCGCGGAGAGCUGGGCGCCGGAGUACGGCAACGCCGUGCUUUCGAAAUGGCCGAUUAAGAAGUGGAAGGUUCAGAGGAUUCAUGACGACGACGACUUCAGGAACGUAAUAAAGGCGACGGUAGAUGUCCCGUUUACAGGCGAGUUGAAUGUAUACUGCACGCAACUCGAUCACUUGGACGAGAGCUGGAGGAUGAAGCAAAUCAACGCAAUCUUUCAAUCGAAUGAUCAACAACCUCACAUAUUGGCAGGCGGGCUCAACUCUCUCGACUCAUCGGAUUACUCGCCGGAGAGGUGGAACAACAUCAUUAAGUACUACGAGGAAUUGGGCAAGCCGACUCCUAGGGUCGAAGUAACAAACUUCUUGAAACGAAAAGCUUAUACAGACGCCAAAAAUUUUCCAGGUGAAUGCGAACCGGUGGUAAUGAUCGCCAAAGGACAAAAUGUGCAAGGGACGUGUAAAUAUGGAACACGGGUCGACUACAUAUUGGGGUCACAAGGGUUGCCCUACUCGUUUGUCCCGGGAUCAUACUCUGUGUUGUCGUCAAAAGGCACAUCAGAUCAUCAUAUAGUUAAAGUUGACGUCGUGGGAGUUAUAAAUGCGAAGCAAAAGAGCAAAAUAAGACGAAAGAAACUAAGGCAAAGAGUCGUCGUUGCGCUAACUACUUGUUCAUCUAGAGGUAUUUGGGAAGUAAAUUCUUAAAAACUCAUUUACACCAUUUUUUUUUUUCCCGCUUGUGUGAUUAUGAAAAAUAGAUUGAUUAUACAUACCUUCGAAGACUGAUUUUAGAAGCCCUCGCCCUUUGAAGUAUUUGAAGAUCGAUUCAUAUUGUUUACAUGAGUUUGUCCUAGUGGUUAUUUGAAGGUUUGUAGCAAUUGACGUCAAAUUUGAGUAGUUCUACGUGCUUGAGCCUACGAUAGAUUCAUUUUUUCUCAAACUUGAUCGUGAUUAAUAUUAGAAUGUGUGUAUAUCAUCGUUAAUUUAAACGAUGGUUAUAUGUACAUGGUCGCUACGACUUACACUUAAGUACUAGGGUGUGUUUGUUUGGAGUAUUGAAUG